AUGGGCAGGGCUUUGACAGGGAAUAUGCCCGACGAUUCUUCAGAGGAGGACUUUAAGCCGUUUACAGCGAGUGUAAGCACGUUUGCAAGACGGAAGUCUGGGAGUCGGACGGGCAUCGAGCAGGACGUUGUAAAUGGAAAGACCGAAGAAAUUUGUGGAAAGAAGAUUCCCCACUGGAGAGGUGGACGAGGAGUUGGUGGAGGCUGGGACUGCGUACAGAAUGGUGAUUGCUCGUUUUUGAGCGGGGGAGAAGAGAGGGGCUGGCAUUUUAAUGGCGAGGAAGACUUCCUUUCGAUGCCUACUCCGCUUGUUGCUAGCGCACCCAGUGGUGCGGCAAGCGAUGCCGGCUCUGCGGGUUCUUCCUCUGCAAAGCUUUAG
Messenger RNA from Coccidioides posadasii C735 delta SOWgp, 378 nucleotides. RefSeq lists its product as uncharacterized. The record is from RefSeq and is a predicted model, not a curated record. Lineage: Eukaryota; Fungi; Ascomycota; Eurotiomycetes; Onygenales; Onygenaceae.